This is a messenger RNA of Sorex fumeus (smoky shrew), 1522 nucleotides long. RefSeq names its product endonuclease domain containing 1 (gene ENDOD1). The coding region runs from base 45 to 1496 and encodes 483 amino acids. The transcript has 2 exons. The record is from RefSeq and is a predicted model, not a curated record. Lineage: Eukaryota; Metazoa; Chordata; Mammalia; Eulipotyphla; Soricidae.
GCUUCCCCGCGCGCCCGCCCGCGCCCGCCCGCCGAGCCGCCGCGAUGGGCCCCGCGCGUCUGCUGGCCCUCGGCUGCCUGGCCCUUCUGGCUGCGCCCGGCCGGCCCCGCCUGCUGCGCGACGCCGAGCCCGGCUUCGGGGACUGCGACGGCUUCUUCUACGCGGGGGUCGCGCCCGGCCCGCGCCCGGACGACGCGCUGCGGCUGUGCCAGCGCUCGGGGGGCGCCGCGCGCUUCGCCACUGUGUACAGCGCCCCGCUCCGCACGCCCCUCUACUCCGCAUUCCGCGCGCCGAGCCCCGCGGCCCCCGCCGAUGCGCCGCGCCCGCUGCUGGAGCCGCAGAUUGACGACCCGGACAGUGGCCUGGAGGAGGUGGUGGACGAGGCGGAGGCGGUGGCCGCGGGGAGCCAGCUGGGGAGCCGGCAGGCCUUGAGCACAGACUACGAGGGCUCGGAGUAUGAGCCGGGGCAGCUGUUCCCAUGGCCGCUGGGCAGUGGCGAGCAGGAGGCCGGGUUCGCGCUCACCAACGCUGUGCCCAUGAGCCCGUCCUUCCGGGAGCGCUGGCACGGGAACCUGCGUGGGCUGCUGCAGCGGGCACUGCUCCCGCAGUGCGAGCCGGCCUCGGCCCUGUUCCUGCUGGCGGGCGCCGUGCCCUCGGAGCACACGCUGCGCGGCAGGGUGGCCGUCCCCGAGCUCCUGUGGCUGGCGGCCUGCUGCGCCGUGCCCGGCGGGGGCUGGGCCAUGGGUUUCGUGCAGCACCCCGGGGCCGGGGCAGUCAUCGAGGACGUGAUGGUCAGGGACCUGGAGAAGCUGCUGCCCUCCCGCCCCCAGCUCUUCCAUGACAACUGCGGAGAGUCAGAGCAGGACACGGAGAAGAUGAAGAAGAUUCUGGAAACCGUCAACCUGCUCCAGGAGGAGGAGCGGGCCGCGUGGGCCCAGGGGGCGCCCCAGCCCCCACCCGCACCAGCCCCGCAGCCCCCACUGGAGGCCGAGGACACGAGGGGCCUGCUGGGGCGGCUGCUGGGCCUGCUGUGGUCCCUGGUGCUGGGCGUGCUGCGGGCCGUCCUGCAGCUGCUGUGGUUUGUGGUCGGGCAGGUGGUCCAGACUGUGGAGGGUGGCCUUUACCGCCUAGGCUCCGCCGCCGUCUCCUACGUGCUGGCCAUCGGCAGGGAGCUGCUGGGCAUCCCCUGGAAGGUGCUCCAGGUUGUGCUGCGGCUGCUGCGGGCCCUGCUGCGCGUGCUCUGCUGCCUGCUCAAGACCGUGUGCCGCGUGCUGGGGCUGCCGGCCCGUGUGCUGCUGGACGUGGCCGCCUUCCCCGUGUACACGGUGGGCGCCAUCCCGGGUGUGUGCCGGGACAUCGCCACGGGCCUGGGGGGCACCCUGGUGCUGCUCUUCAACACGGCCUCGGGCACCGUAGGGGGGCUGCUGCAGGUGCUGUUCGGGGUCUUCCGGCGGGUCGGCCCCCGCGCUCCCGUGGACAACGCCGGGGACUUGUAGGGGCCGGUGUGGUGGGUGCGGGGGCU